Molecule: messenger RNA, 861 nt
Organism: Gigantopelta aegis
Lineage: Eukaryota; Metazoa; Mollusca; Gastropoda; Neomphalida; Peltospiridae
Product: phytanoyl-CoA dioxygenase, peroxisomal-like
Biological process (GO): fatty acid alpha-oxidation
Molecular function (GO): phytanoyl-CoA dioxygenase activity
Source: RefSeq, a predicted model, not a curated record
UACACUCUUAACAAUACUUUCCUGACCUCGUCACAAAGACAAUUUUAUGAAGACAAUGGUUUCUUGAUCAUCCGCCGGUUAAUUCCACAAGAGCAACUAGAAAUAUAUCAUGAACGUUUUAGAAAGAUUUGCUGUGGCGAUGUUAAAGUACCCGGUCUGACUAUCAUGAAAGAUGUUGCUAUAUCUAAGAAAGAAUUUAAUCCUGAUGACACUAUCACAAAAAUACAAGAUUAUCUGGUAGAUAGUAAUGAAUCAAUUAUAUUACUUUCAAAUCUUUUUUUAGUUGAUCCUGUUCUAGCUGAGUACUGUUCACAGCCUGAGAUAUUGCCUUAUGUAGAAUGCAUUACUGGUCCUGAUAUUAUGGCAAUGCAUACAAUGCUUAUUAAUAAACCACCAGAUUCUGGCUCUAAGACAAGCAGACAUCCACUACAUCAAGACCUUCAUUACUUUCCUUUCCGACCAGCUGAUCGAAUUGUUUGCUGGACAGCUAUGGAAAAAGUUCACCGUCUUAAUGGAUGCUUGGUUGUUGUGCCAGGAACUCAUACAGGAGAAUUACUUCGACAUGAGUAUCCAAAAUGGGAUGGUGGAGUCAAUAAGAUGUACCAUGGUAUCAUUGACUUUGAUCCUUCAGCUAAACGGAUUCAUUUGGAAAUGGAAGCAGGUGAUACUGUCUUCUUUCAUCCCAUACUCAUUCAUGGUUCUGGAAUGAACAGAACAAAGGAUUUCGCUAUUUCCUGCCAUUAUGCUAGUUCUCAUUGUCACUAUAUUGAUACGCAAGGUACAACACAAGAAAAUAUAACCAAAGAAGCAGAGGAACUUGCUAAGAAGAAACUUGGUCCAGAUGUAGGAAUCACUUACCAG